UUUGAAUUAUGACGAAGUGCUCACUGCAAAUUUUGAAGUAGAUGAAGAAGAUUCAACCAAAGCACGUCGUCAUUUUCAGAAUCCUGUACUGGCUUAUAUCACGCCCUGGAAUUCAAAAGGUUAUCACCUGGCAAAGAAGUUUGCCUCCAAAUUUACACAUCUGUCACCUGUUUGGUAUCAACUUAAAAGUGAAGGGGCCAACUUAGUUCUUGAUGGAAGGCAUAAUGCAGAUAAAGAAUGGAUUUUGGACAUUCGAAAGAAAGGAGAUGCUCUGAUUUUACCCAGAGUUGUUCUUGAAGCUAUCCCCAUGGAUCUUCUUAAGAGGAAGAAAAAGAGGGAUAAAGCUAUAAGAAUUAUUAUUGCAGAGUGCAAGGAAAUGGAGUAUGAUGGUAUUGUUCUUGAGUCCUGGUCAAGGUGGGCAGCUUAUGGUGUGUUGGAUGAUCCUGAUAUACGGAAUAUGGCAUUGCAGUUUAUACGACAGCUUGGAGAAGCCAUGCAUUCUGUAAGCUUGGAAAGAAACAAGAAGAAAACACUGGAGUUAGUUUAUGUGAUAGGCCCACCACAUUCCGAUAAGCUGCAGGAUCGUGAUUUUGGGACCAAUGAUUUACAAAGUUUGGGUGAUGCUGUGGAUGGUUUCUCUCUUAUGACUUAUGACUUCUCAGGACCCCAAAAUCCAGGCCCAAAUGCACCACUUAAUUGGAUACACUCUACGUUGCAGCUCCUUCUAGGUGGUCGUGUAGGACAUGAUCAGAGUUUGGCUAGAAAGAUAUUUCUUGGCAUCAAUUUCUAUGGAAAUGAUUUUGUCAUUUCAGGAGGAUUGGGAGGCGGGCCGAUUAUAGCGCAUGAGUACGUUUCAUUGUUGGAGAAGCACAAGCCGGCAUUGGAGUGGGAAAAGACCAGUGGGGAGCAUUUCUUCGUGUACACUGACGAUCAACAUGCCAGACAUGUUGUAUUCUACCCAUCGUUCUUGUCACUUGUAAAGCGGCUUGAGGCGGCACUCUCCUGGGAUGUUGGCAUCUCAAUAUGGGAAAUUGGGCAAGGAUUGGAGUCCUUUUUUCAUUUGUUGUAAUAGUACUCAAGGCUCUCUAUUUUGCCUCAUUCAUAGAAAUAUAGAAUCAUAGCCGCUUGUAACACAUAAAAAUUUGUGUUUGGUUGGAGGAAAUAGGAGGAAAGGUUUAAUAAAAAUAUUUUCGCAAUUUAC
Molecule: messenger RNA, 1201 nt
Organism: Cuscuta europaea
Lineage: Eukaryota; Viridiplantae; Streptophyta; Magnoliopsida; Solanales; Convolvulaceae
Source: the annotation of a GenBank genome assembly